AUGCCCGCCCUCACAUCUGCUAAACCAAAGCCUGAUGAUUCGGAAGUUCUUUCCGCAAUUCCACUCCAUCUCUCACCGCGCCUUAACUCCCGGGCCCACUUACCAAGACGUCCGACAAAUCGACCCUCGCCUCUAGGGAGAGUCAGUAGUGUACCGUCUAAAGAGCGUGAAUUGCCCAUCCUCCCUACCUCAAAUAGACGUAGAUACUCAUCACCCAGCAAAGUCGUCUGGAAAAACAAAGAGAAAAUACUACAAAAUAGCGAGUCAGAAACGUCCACGAGCACAGAUGGUGAUGUUCAGAGCGUGGAAGUGAAGAGCCCCGAGUCUACUUCUCCGGUACUUUGUUCUCAAUCUCCAUUGUGGUCAAAGCCUAGUAAUGCGCCCUCCCCCAAACGCAGUAAAUCGAAAAGCGUUUUUUCCAAGAAACUCAAUAUCUCAGACAGUAGCUUAAUCACAGAAGAGGAUGGACCACCAGAGAUAGAUUUGGACCAACUAGAGGAGGAAUAUGGCAUCUGGAAGGCUGACAUGACGGAGUUCAUAUCGAACCUUCAGACCUCUUGGGAUUCCGCCACGCAGGAAAUUUGCUCGGAUAUUUCGUCAAGAUUUCAAAUGGACGCUGAACAGCUUGCAUCGGACUUCCAGAAAAAAUUGGGCUUCGUCAAGUGA
Fibroporia radiculosa is the source of this 666-nucleotide messenger RNA. RefSeq lists its product as uncharacterized. Lineage: Eukaryota; Fungi; Basidiomycota; Agaricomycetes; Polyporales; Fibroporiaceae. The transcript is spliced from 4 exons. The coding region runs from base 1 to 666 and encodes 221 amino acids. The record is from RefSeq and is a predicted model, not a curated record.